AUUCAAUCGGCUGCACGUUCCCGCCAGUUUGGUACGUGGGUUUAUCACACACACAUUCAACCUUCGUAUUCGUGUUUGAAGUAGUAUUUAAAUUACUUUUGCAUGGGUCGACCUUCAAAAUUGCACUAGCAUAAAUUUUGAUCCACUUACGGGUGAAGUACGUUCAAGUAGAAGAACGUUCAUUAGAUAGAUGGAAAGCAUAUCAAGAGAAACAUAAGCGACAUGGAGCUACAGUUGUUAAGAAGCAUAUGUCAUAUCUUCAGUAUCUAGAAGCUUUAUUCCAAGGAUAAACUGCACAUGGUGUACGAGGUAGCUCACCUGCUAGCGCUAGGACAACACCCAUUCUCAAUAGUAAUGUCACGGUCCAAAAGACUCAGAACAUAAACACUGAAGAAUCUAUUGAUACCGGUAGUGAUAGUUCGGAUGAAAAUGAAAGUCAUGAUACAGUUUAUGGUGAAAAAAGUGAUUCACCUAUUAUGGUAGAUCAAUCAUCCGCAUCAACUAAGAAGCGAAAGGGAAAAAACAACGUCGAUGAAAGCUUAGCACGAAAGCGAGGGGAAAUAGAUAGAUGUUUAGAAAUCGUGAAGCUUGCUUCAGUAAAACAGCAAUCUGUGAUCGAAAAGGUGGCUAAACUUCUUGAUGAGAUGGAGGUUGACAAGAAAUACGGUGAUCAAUAUUAUGCGGAUGCUAUGACCUUCUUAAGUGAAGGUAAUAAGGGUGAGGUCUUUGUGACACUUCGAUCUGAAAAUCAGAGGUGGAUGUUUCUACAGAAAGGAGUUCCUUACGGCAAUCAAGAUUGUGAUAUGGCGUUUUGAACUUAAGAUUAUUUAUUUUCAACAUGCUAAAAUUUUGUCUAUUCGUUUUGAACUUUUUAUAUGUUUGUUUGAACUAAAAUUAUGUGGAUUGUUAUCUUUUACAAACAUCUCGUGUUAUCGUUGUUAUAACAUGUGUUUACCAUUUAUUUUAAUGUGCAUUGGAAUUCAUUAUUUUACUUGUGUAGAAUGAAUGUUGAAGUUAGACGGUCAUGUAUAAUUAUUCCAUUAGAAGAGCUGAGAUCAUUACUAGAAGAUGAUGAACAAAAGAAGACUAGGAUACCAAUGAGAGUAGGUGGAGAAACGGGAGGUGAAUAUAUACAUAGAAUGUUGAAUGGUCAUCCUGGAUUGUGUAAAGAGCAAUUAAGGUUGACGAGAGAAAUGUUCAUCCACCUUGUGAAUAUUAUGGUUGAAAGAAAUUUAUUGAAAGACAGCAGAUUCAUUCAUGUGGCAGAGCAAAUCGGAAUUGGUCUCUAUAUAUUGGCCAAGGGAGCUUCUUACACAGAUGCAGCUGAUGUUUUUAAGCAUUCUUUGAGAACCAUAUGCAAAUAUUUCAAUCUAGUAUUGCAUUGGUUGAGUUAUCUUUUGACAUAAUUCGGCCACAUCACAGUUGGUUGGACGUCCACACCAUAGUUUUCAACAGUUCCUUAUAUUGGCCGUAUUUCAAUGUAUAUAUAUGAAUUAUUCAACGUUUUUAAAAGUCAAUGAAAACUAAUU
Cuscuta europaea is the source of this 1529-nucleotide messenger RNA. Lineage: Eukaryota; Viridiplantae; Streptophyta; Magnoliopsida; Solanales; Convolvulaceae. The record is from the annotation of a GenBank genome assembly.